Molecule: messenger RNA, 2382 nt
Organism: Paramacrobiotus metropolitanus
Lineage: Eukaryota; Metazoa; Tardigrada; Eutardigrada; Parachela; Macrobiotidae
Exons: 6
Coding region: 1-2382 (793 amino acids)
Biological process (GO): DNA replication
Molecular function (GO): DNA-directed DNA polymerase activity; nucleotide binding; DNA binding
Source: RefSeq, a predicted model, not a curated record
AUGGACGACCUAGUCACCGACGUGCCUUAUGCAGUGGAAGAUUUACUUAACGUGGAGUGUACGGUGCCCGCCCUCCUGCAACGGAGACUAGAAAAGAUGAAAUCGGUCGUGCUCAUUAAGAAUUCGGAUCAAAUUUGCUUGGCACGCGCACUGGUUAUCGGGAAAGCUCAUGCCGAUGGAAACAACAACCUUUACCGCAAGUUAAUGCGAGAAAAGAUCAUUCUGUUACAUCAUGACCGCCAUUUUGAUUUACUGAACUCACUCCCGGCAUUCUUUAAAAAAAAAUAUUGGUGCUAUUCCUGCAACAAAGGAUACUCUGAUCGAAGAGACCAUCGUUGCUCCAGCAUCUGCAAAGCUUGCCUUCUGUCAUCCUGCACGUCUAGCACGGCUGCCAUGGUGCACUGUGAAGAGUGUAACCGAGACUUUUUCGGACAAGAAUGUUACGCACAACAUAAAAAAGCCGGCACCAGAGACAAACCAACCAGAAAAAGCAUCUGCAGCACUGUAUUUUUCUGUAAACAAUGUUUGCGAAUAGUUUCCCUCAAAGGACGAAGGAACGGUAAUAUUCAUCAAUGUGGAGAAGUGUUCUGCAAAACCUGUCAGAAACAUGAAUUGCCUCAAGUACAUCGGUGCUACAUGAAGCCUCAUAACGUUAAUCUUGAAGAACUAGAACUCAAUUCAAACGCCGAAUUUCUGUAUUUUGAUUUCGAAACAUAUGUGGAAGGAAACGGAAUUUUGGUGCCCAACCUAGCAGUUGUUCAAGAUGAUAACGGAAAUGAAUGGGUGUUUCCCAGCGAAGAAGAACCUUUGAACGGAGAUAUUACCAAUCAAUUAUGUACGUUCCUUUUCAGUGAAGAUCAUCGCGACCAUUACAUCAUCGCACACAAUUUCAAAUCAUUUGAUGGCUACUUCAUUAUGAGUUGGCUUUUAAAGAACGGAAUCGUACCAAAGGUCAUUUUGAACGGUGGCAAAAUUCUGCAACUGGAUGUGCCGCAAUUGAACAUUCGGUUUCGAGAUAGUAUCAACUACAACCCACAAAGCCUUGCAAAAUGGCCAGCGACAUUCGGUUUGCCAGAAAUCAAUUCAUUUCAACGCUGGUAUGAAAAAGAGAGGCUUGAAAAAAAUAAUCUUUUUGAUUUUCGUAAAGAGUUUGUGGACUACUGCAAGAUGGACGUCACGGUUUUACGACUCUGUUGCCAGCAAUUUCGAAAGCUAUUUCAAGAGAUUAGUCAAGGAUUAUGUCCGUUUGUCUCCUCGUUAACUAUCGCGGGAUUGUGUAACCGGUAUUGGAGAUCGUUUAUGUUGAAACCAGAACAAAUUGCACUAUUACCACAUGGACUUAAUGCAAGGAAUCGGCAUCAAUCCGUGAAGGCUAAGAAAUGGCUUUCUUGGAUGGAAGAGGAUGGCAACUGUACAAUUCAAUCUGCCAUCAAUGGUUCCGAACACCGCGUCGGACCCUACUUUGUCGAUGGAUACAGAAAUGACAUCAACAUGGUCUAUGAAUUCUACGGAUGCACAUUUCAUGGCUGCCCGAAAUGUGUAGCGCCUAAAACUGUCCAUCCGUUUCGCAAUCUUCCAAUGACCGAUGUCUACCAAGAAACCCUUGAUCGCGAAAAUUACAUUCGUACACAGGGUUACGGGCUCACCUCUAUUUGGGAGCAUGAGUACGACGAAGAACUCAAAACAAAUCCAGAAAUGAAGGCCUAUAUUACGCGGCAGCAUUUUACCGAACGCCUAAACCCACGGGAUGCUUUCUAUGGAGGGAGAACAAACGCCGUGAAACUUUUUCAUGAAGUGUCCGAGGAUGAAAAAAUCUGCUAUUUUGACGUCAACAGCGAGUAUCCCUUCGUUAACAAAAACAGACGGUAUCCUGUUGGGCACCCUAUUGUGAUUACAAAAAACUUUGAAGAUAUCCAGUCUUAUUUCGGAAUGGUGUUGUGUGAGAUUUUACCCCCUGGUGAUCUGCAGCUUCCGGUGUUACCGUAUCGAUGCGGAGGAAAGUUGACUUUUCCUUUAUGCCGAACAUGUAUGGAAAAGCAUCAAAAUAGCAGAUGCGAGCACGCGGACUGCGAUCGUACUAUCACCGGCACGUGGUGCACACCAGAAAUCAUCAAAGCCUUGGAUAAGGGCUACACAGUUGUGAGAAUUUUUGAAGUGUGGCAUUUCGACAAGUACGAAGACCGGUUGUUUGAGGAAUAUAUCAACCGGUUCCUUAAACUCAAGACCGAGGCUAGCGGUUGGCCGACCGAGAUUCAGAGCGAGAGGGAGAAGCAGAAAUACAUAACCGAUUUCAAAAAUCAUGAAAACGUGGAUCUGGAGUACAACAAAAUCAAUCCUAAUCCCGGUUUGAGAGCUUUAGCGAAGCUGUGUUUGAACAGGUAA